Messenger RNA from Cercopithifilaria johnstoni, 345 nucleotides. NCBI's taxonomy places the organism in Eukaryota, Metazoa, Nematoda, Chromadorea, Rhabditida, Onchocercidae. The record is from the annotation of a GenBank genome assembly.
AUGCGCCCUUCUCAUUCUGUAGCACAAUGCAUAUUGUUGCUCUGUUACCUUUUUACAUCAUCAAUUGAACAUGAACCACCAGAAGAAGAUAUUUGUAAUGAACGAUCAUGUUAUCCUGCAACUGGUAAUCUUCUAAUUGGACGAAAGAAAAGUCUUAGUGCGACAUCAACAUGUGGUUUACAUGGUCGACAACGUUAUUGUAUUGUAUCACAUUUAGAAGAGCAAACAAAAUGUUUUUAUUGUGACAGUAGAACAGAGUGGAAACCAAAUCGGGAACCAUAUAAAUUGAGCCAUAGGUAUGUAUCCAUUUUACCGUUUGGUGCAGUUUUUAGAGUCGUAUGUUGA